This is a messenger RNA of Sitodiplosis mosellana (orange wheat blossom midge), 1617 nucleotides long. RefSeq names its product facilitated trehalose transporter Tret1-like. The transcript is spliced from 7 exons. Gene Ontology annotation, biological process: transmembrane transport. The record is from RefSeq and is a predicted model, not a curated record. Gene Ontology annotation, cellular component: membrane. Bases 8 to 1471 code for a protein of 487 amino acids. Gene Ontology annotation, molecular function: transmembrane transporter activity. NCBI's taxonomy places the organism in Eukaryota, Metazoa, Arthropoda, Insecta, Diptera, Cecidomyiidae.
GGUCACAAUGACGACAAAAGAGACACAAGAGGCAUUUCAAUGGACGAAUGUCUGGAAUCAAUGGUUUGCAACAAUUGCAGCUAAUCUAGUGAUGCUUGGUCAUGGGUGUAUAAUGGGCUGGGUUUCACCUGCCAUACCGAGACUAACGUCGGAUCAUACUCCACUUUCGUCUGGCCCGUUGAGCAAUGAACAGGUGUCAUGGAUCGGAUCAAUAAAUUGCAUUGGGGCUUUGAUAGGCGCGUUAUCAUUCGGAUACAUUACAAAUCUCAUGGGCUCAAAACGAUCCAUACUGUUCUUGACAUUACCUUCAAUUGUAUUUUGGCUGCUCAUUGAAUUUGGAAAUACAUACUAUCACAUUCUCAUUGCGAGAUUUGUGGGUGGUUGGGCUGGAGGUGGAAUGCAAACGUCUCUCAUCUUGUAUGUCUCUGAGAUUGCUAACGAUAACAUCCGUGGCCGCCUUGGAGGUCUACUAUUAUUCUUGCGAAACAUUGGUGUUUUGAUUGCAUACAUUUUAGGAGCUGUCGUUGAUUACGAAUACAUUCCGUACGUUUGUGUUGUGAUUCCAUUCGGAUUUGUUAUCAUUUUUGCAACAUUGCCAAAUACGCCGCAAUUUUAUAUUGCCAAAGGAGAUAUGAAUAAAGCAGAAUAUUCAGUGAAAUGUUACAAAGGUUAUCAAGGCGAAAGUCGCGCGGAAGACGAUGCCUUAUACAAAGAAUACGAAAAGCUGAAAACGAUGGCAAAUGAAAGUAAAACAGAGGAAAAACUUCAACUAUCUGACUUUUGUAAUUGUUUAAACUUAAAGUUACAAAUUUUAUCCAUUUAUCCACUUUACCAAGUGUUCCAAUGGUAUCGGAAUCGUGCUGACAAUUCACAAAUUACGGCCGCUUUCACUAUUAUCAGUUAUGCAGUCACGGUGUUUGAAAAAGCUGGCACAUCAAUUAAUCCAUACGCAUCAUCGAUAGUAUUGGCAGUAGCACUUAUCCUUGGCUCGUUGGCCACAACCUAUUUAGCCGAUCGACUUGGUCGCAAAUUGUUGAAUUUAAUCUCACUGAUGGGUUCGGCUAUCGGCUUGUUUGCAACAUCACUCUACCAUUAUCUCUAUAUGAAUGGCAUUGAUCUGUCCGCCUUGGCUUGGAUGCCAGUAAUCAACAUAUCAUUGGUUAUCUUCAUAUCAUCGGCUGGAAUUAUGCCGUUGACUUUCAUUUGUUCGGUUGAGAAUUUGCCGAAAAAGAUUCGUACUUUUGGAAUGGCAAUAAUUAGUUUCUCUAUCAGUGUCGUUGCAUUCGCAUCAGUGAAAUUUUUUCCAAUCCUAGUGGAAGAGCUCAAUCUGUACGGAUGCCUAAUGAUCUAUGGAAUUGGUUCACUCGUUGGAUUUGUAUUUAUUCUAUUAUUCUUAGACGAUACCAGUGGCAAAUCACUGGAUAAUGUGGGUGCAAAAGAAAAAACCGACAUUGCAUGUAAUUAUGUAUAGAAUCCUCUAAAUUUCAAUGGUCUGAAUCUUUAAUGCUUUUCCAGUGGAAGAUGAAAAAUAUAAAUAUACUUACAUUCGACUUAGGAACGAGACAGAAACUGCAUUUAUGUAAAUAUAUAAAUCUAAUCAAUAGUAGUGUAUUGGAA